Messenger RNA from Arachis ipaensis, 2210 nucleotides. Its product is annotated as alpha/beta-Hydrolases superfamily protein. Gene Ontology annotation, biological process: lipid metabolic process. The record is from RefSeq and is a predicted model, not a curated record. NCBI's taxonomy places the organism in Eukaryota, Viridiplantae, Streptophyta, Magnoliopsida, Fabales, Fabaceae. Gene Ontology annotation, molecular function: monoacylglycerol lipase activity; short-chain carboxylesterase activity.
ACUAACGAGCAACAAUGAAAGAAGAAAAAGAGAGAAAGGUCUCAUAAUUAGGCAGCAGCACUGGUUGAACGAAAAGCCACGUGGCAGAUCCAAAGUCAUCGGUGACGCCAUGCUCUCGUCACUACACCCUGGAGUUCCCAUUUCCCAACACAAGAAAACACCGUAAGCUCCGUCAUCGCAGUCGCAGAACAACAAUUCCGUUUCCAUGGAGUGGUUCGGUGAUUGCUCGUUCCGUCUCGAUUCGCCGCCGGACUCGCCCUGCAAUGCGUACCGCCUCCUCCUCCGAUCUCUCUCCCUCAUCCCGGUCUCGCACUACCUCAUCGCCGCCGCCAUCUCCCUAAUCACCUUCCUCUACAACUUCAUCGAGUGCCAUUUCCUUCAAGACCUCUUCUCCGGAUUCGCCGGCGAUCCCAUCCACCUCACCUACCAUCCCUCCUCGAUAAUCUACGAAGCCGUUGUCUCCAAGUGCCGCAUCCUUCAUGGCAGGUAUUUGGCGACGCCGUGGUUGGCGAGUCCGCAUGUUCAGACUUGUUUCUUGAAUUUCUUCGGCAGGCCUCCGCGUUUCAGUUACAGAAGACAACUGUUUAAUACUCCUGAUGGUGGAACCAUAGCUUUGGACUGGUUAACAAGUUCUGAUGUUUCUGGUGAUGUUCUUCGUACGAACGAUGUUUCUAUAGAUGAAUCGACUCCCAUCGUUGUAGUGAUUCCUGGUCUAACAAGUGACUCUUCAUCUGCUUAUCUCAAACAUCUUGCAUAUCAUACAGCAAAGUGUGGAUGGAACAUAGUUAUCAGUAACCACCGAGGACUGGGAGGCGUUUCAAUCACGUCUGAUUGUUUCUACAAUGCUGGAUGGACCGAGGAUGUCCGCACGGUGGUUAAAUAUCUCCACAAUGAACACCCCAGGACACCUUUGUUUCUUGUUGGUACUAGUAUUGGAGCUAAUGUUCUGGUAAAGUAUCUUGGUGAGGAGGGUGAGAAUCUUCCUGUAGCUGGGGCUGUAGCUAUUUGCUCUCCUUGGGACCUUUUGAUAGGCGACAGAUUUAUAAGUCGUAGGCGUGUGCAAAAGUUUUAUGAUAGAGCACUUGCUUUUGGACUUAAAGGAUAUGCAAAACUGCACCAGCCUCAUUUUUCUCGGCUUGCUAAUUGGGAAGGGAUAGAAAAGUCACUUUCUAUCCGAGAUUUUGAUCACCAUGCUACCCGCGUUGUUGGGAAAUAUGAGACGGUCGAUACCUACUAUAGACGCUGCAGCAGUGCUAGUUAUGUGCAAUCUGUUUCGAUUCCACUUCUCUGUAUUAGUGCUCUGGAUGAUCCAGUUUGUACUAAGGAAGCUAUUCCCUGGGAUGAAUGCAGGGCAAAUAAGAAUAUUGUAUUGGCUACUCCAAAGCAUGGAGGACAUCUGGCUUUCUUUGAAGGAAUAACUGGAUCUAGGCUGUGGUGGGUAAGAGCUACGAAUGAAUUCCUUGAUGUGCUACAUUCUAGCGAAUAUAUGCACGUGCAGAAGAAGAUCUCUAAACCAAGCACACCAUUGGUAACGUCGAUUGAUCAGGGACCUUAUGUUAAUGUUACGGAUGACGGAAUGGUGGCUGCAUUGAACAAUGAGCCAAGCACUGACAAUGUAGAAGAAUUACAUGCAAUACAAGAGGAUAGUACUCAUGGCAAGGUCCUGGAAGAUAAAGUUAAUGAAAAAGAUGAUCCUGUCGCUAAUGCAAAGCGGGGAGGUUCCUCUAGCAUGGCUCAAACGAGUAGCGCACACGACUCGGUACUAAAUGAUGUAAUAACACCUUUCAAAACGUACCUAGGCCCGUUAACUCGACAAAGUCGAUGGUCAACGUGGUUGCUUGUUUACAUUGCCAUUGCCACAAGUUGGCCAUUGGUUGGUUCAGCCCUACAAAUUGUGUUUGGGAAAAAGCUAAGGAAGACCUCAAGGGGUGGUUCGGUCAGAAGAUAAAUUCAUGAACACAGAGGUUAUUGUUGUAUUUAGAGGGUGAGUCUUGGUGUAGCAGAAAAGUUAUUACCUUCUGAUAAGGAGGAUUAUUCAACCAGUGAAAACUGAAAGCAGCCUCUCCGCUUAGAAUUGGGGUAAGGAUGCAUGUAUUUAUUCUUUUCAAAUGCCAUUGAUCUGGUGUACUAGAUUGCCCUAUAUAUAGAUGUUAUUGUUGUAUUUGAUUCUGUAGAUUUAUGAAAAUAAACAUACUUGUCCUAUUAUUCUU